Molecule: messenger RNA, 1036 nt
Organism: Perognathus longimembris pacificus (Pacific pocket mouse)
Lineage: Eukaryota; Metazoa; Chordata; Mammalia; Rodentia; Heteromyidae
Gene: Hs3st1
Product: heparan sulfate-glucosamine 3-sulfotransferase 1
Exons: 1
Coding region: 1-1005 (334 amino acids)
Molecular function (GO): [heparan sulfate]-glucosamine 3-sulfotransferase activity
Source: RefSeq, a predicted model, not a curated record
AUGGCGACGGCGCUGCUCCUGGGCGCGGUGCUGCUGGUGGCGCAGACCCAGCUGGUGCCUUCCCGCCCGACGGCCACCGCGACGGCGACGGCGUCUCCCUGGGGGGCCGAGCCCAGGCUGCAGGAGCUCCCGGGGAAAGUGGGGUCCCUCCAGGCGGACGUGGGUGAUGGCGAGGGCGGCGACGGCGGCGGCGGCGCCCCCACCAACGGCUCGUCGGGGGCUCCGCAGCAGCAGCAGCAGCUGCCGCACACCAUCAUCAUCGGGGUGCGCAAGGGCGGCACGCGCGCGCUGCUGGAGAUGCUCAGCCUGCACCCCGACGUGGCGGCGGCGGAGAACGAGGUGCACUUCUUCGACUGGGAGGAGCACUACCGCCACGGGCUGGGCUGGUACCUGAGCCAGAUGCCGUUCUCGGCGCCGCACCAGCUGACGGUGGAGAAGACCCCGGCCUACUUCACGUCGCCCAAGGUGCCCGCGCGCGUGCACCGCAUGAACCCCGCCACCCGCCUGCUGCUGAUCCUGCGCGACCCCUCGGAGCGCGUGCUCUCCGACUACACGCAGGUGUUCUACAACCACCUGCAGAAGCGCAAGCCCUACCCGGCCGUCGAGCGGGUCCUGCUGCGCGCCGGCCGCCUCAACCCGGACUACAAGGCGCUCAACCGCAGCCUCUACCACGUCCACAUGCGCAACUGGCUGCGCUUCUUCCCGCUCGGCCGCUUCCACAUCGUGGACGGGGACCGCCUCAUCAGGGACCCCUUCCCCGAGAUCCAGAAGGUGGAGCGCUUCCUCCAGCUCGCGCCCCAGAUCAACGCCUCCAACUUCUACUUCAACAAGACCAAAGGGUUCUACUGCCUGCGCGACGCGGGCCGGGACCGCUGCCUGCACGAGUCCAAGGGCCGCGCGCACCCCCAGGUGGACCCCAAGCUGCUCCAGCAACUGCACGACUAUUUCCACGAGCCCAACAAGAAGUUCUUCCAGCUGGUGGGCAGGACCUUUGACUGGCACUGACGGGACGGCCGCACCCGAGUCGGAACUUUAU